Messenger RNA from Cyprinodon tularosa, 1337 nucleotides. It is a transcript of the gene camkmt, whose product is annotated as calmodulin-lysine N-methyltransferase. The transcript is spliced from 11 exons. Gene Ontology annotation, cellular component: cytoplasm. The record is from RefSeq and is a predicted model, not a curated record. The coding region runs from base 193 to 1197 and encodes 334 amino acids. Gene Ontology annotation, molecular function: calmodulin-lysine N-methyltransferase activity. NCBI's taxonomy places the organism in Eukaryota, Metazoa, Chordata, Actinopteri, Cyprinodontiformes, Cyprinodontidae.
UGUGUACGGAAGCAGCGUGCUCCAGGAGGUAUGAGUCGAAACAUGUCUCUGAGCUUUUAUAGAUUUUUGUAAUUUCAAAAUAAGCCAUGCUUUAAUAAAUACAUUGUGAGAGAAGUAUUGUUUUUUACUGUAACAGCGAUAUCACCUGGAGCUUGUUUACAAAUAUAUCCGUGUGGGUAUUCAGUGGUUAAGAUGGAGAUAAGCUCCACAGACGCUGCAGAAAAGAGCCAGCCGGUUUUGCCUUGUAAGGACAACAGCGAUGGAGAUGCAGCCCUUAACUCCAGAGAAGGAAGCUGCGGUGCUACUGCAGGCCGAGCCAGAUGGUCUCUGCUGAGACAGGUUUUGUGUCAGAAGCAGACAGACAGUCCAGAAGUCAAGCAGGUGUCUGUUCGCAGGUUUGCCACCUUUGACCUUUUCAGAAGGAAAAAACUCUCAGCACAAGAACACUGUGUUACCUCAGACGACCAGUGGGUGGAGUACAGAAGUGUAUACUAUCCUGAGUACAGUGCCUUCCUCAGGGAUAACCUGGGACCCCUCAAAGUUAAUGAAGUGCUCAAUAGUUUUGACAACACCGGCAAUGUCUGUGUGUGGCCGUCUGAGGAGGUGAUGGCACAUUACUGUCUGCAGAAACGGCACAUUUUCAAGGGUGCAGUGUGCGAGUUAGGAGGAGGGAUGACUUGUCUUGGUGGCCUAAUGGUUGCCAUUUCUGCUGACGUGAAGGAAGUUCUGCUAUCAGAUGGGAAUGAGAAGUCCAUUCAGAAUGUACAGGGAGUGAUAGAGAGAAACAAACAAGCUGGAAAAUUUGGGUCAACGCUUGUUUCUACAAGGGUGGUUAGAUGGGACUCUGAGGUGGACAUUUCAGAGCUGGAAGGUCACUUUGAUACCAUCAUGUGUGCAGACUGUUUGUUUCUCGACCAGUACAGAGCCUGCCUGGUUGAUGCCAUAAGGAGAUUACUGCGACCCGACGGCAUGGCGUUGGUGUUUGCUCCUGAAAGAGGAGAAACUCUUAGACUGUUUUGUCAGAUUGCUCAGCAGGCCGAACUGUGCGUCUCUCAACACCAGCAGUACGAUGCUCAGGUCUGGGGUGUUCACUUAAAGAUGCUGAGUGAAGGAAAACAAGCAUACGAUGAGAACAUCCACUAUCCUCUCCUCGUCACCCUGACCAAAGGACCUCAACCUGUCAAUCAAGCUCACUAAAAUAAAAUUAGCUUUUUGUUCUACAUAAUAAUCCAUUUUUAACAUUUAUUUAAUAUUGUCCAGUAUUAUUUAACAUUUUAAACAGCUCCUUCCAGUUCAGAAGGCAGUAACUCAGUUACUCAGCUUGGUAACCAGUUACU